This is a messenger RNA of Plodia interpunctella (Indianmeal moth), 2131 nucleotides long. RefSeq names its product polypeptide N-acetylgalactosaminyltransferase 2-like. The coding region runs from base 168 to 1802 and encodes 544 amino acids. Gene Ontology annotation, cellular component: Golgi apparatus. Lineage: Eukaryota; Metazoa; Arthropoda; Insecta; Lepidoptera; Pyralidae. The transcript is spliced from 10 exons. The record is from RefSeq and is a predicted model, not a curated record. Gene Ontology annotation, molecular function: polypeptide N-acetylgalactosaminyltransferase activity. Gene Ontology annotation, biological process: protein O-linked glycosylation.
UGCUCGUUGCCUUUCUGCCCUGUCGGUUAUUCUGCCUCCUCGACUAACUUCAGUUCAGCCGCUGCAAAGAGCGCGGCCGCGCGCCGCUCGCGUCAAUAAAAAAAAAUAGAUUAAAAAACAAAACACGGAAAUAGUGAUUCGUGAUUCAAAAGUUACACUUGUUCAAAAUGAGGCGGAACGUCAAAAUUGUGUGCCUCGUCGCCGCUGUGUGGAUGUUCUUCAUAUUCUACUACAUGCAGCCUGAUUCAGCACAUUCUAAGGAAGAAAACAUAGCCCUGCGUCUAAUAAAGCAGCAUCCUGACAUAGAAGAACCUGAAAGCAGUCCAGCGUCUACAGAUGACUUCAACACGGGCAGCACUGGUAGAACCUACUUUGACGAGGGGGGUUACGUGGCGGGAGGGGCGAAAGACUCCGACCCUUACGUGAGGAAUAGGUUCAACCAGGCUGCGUCGGAUAGCUUGCCUAGUAACAGGGCUGUGCCUGAUACGAGGAAUGCUAUGUGCCGCCUCAAAAAAUAUGACGAAGACCUCCCCCAGACGAGCGUGAUCAUCACUUUCCACAACGAAGCUCGCUCCACUCUCCUCCGAACUAUUGUCAGCGUGAUAAACCGGAGUCCUGAGCAUCUCAUCAAAGAAAUCAUACUGGUGGACGACUUUAGCGAUAAUCCUGAAGAUGGCGCGGCCCUUCGAGCCAUCAGAAAAGUCAAAGUCAUUCGGAACAGCAAGCGCGAAGGGCUGAUGCGGUCAAGGGUGAGAGGAGCCGACGCGGCCACCGCUCCCGUCCUCACAUUCUUGGACUCUCACGUGGAAUGUAACGUCCACUGGCUCGAACCACUUCUGCAGAGGAUCAAGGAGGACUCGUCGCGCGUUGUGUGUCCCGUCAUUGACGUGAUCAGCAUGGACACCUUCCAGUACAUCGGCGCGUCAGCUGACCUUCGAGGUGGCUUCGACUGGAACCUGGUCUUCAAGUGGGAGUACCUGUCGCACUCCGAGCGCAGCGCGCGUCUUAGUGACCCCACUCAAGUGAUUCGAACCCCUAUGAUCGCUGGAGGGCUCUUCAGCAUGGACCGGCUGUACUUCAACAAGCUGGGCAAGUACGACAUGAAGAUGGACGUCUGGGGUGGCGAGAACCUGGAAAUAUCCUUCAGGGUGUGGCAAUGCGGUGGGUCCUUGGAGAUAGUCCCCUGCUCCAGGGUGGGUCAUGUGUUCCGCAAGCGACACCCGUACACCUUCCCCGGAGGAUCCGGCGCCGUCUUCGCCAGGAACACCAGGAGAGCAGCCGAAGUGUGGAUGGAUGACUACAAGGAGUUAUAUUACAGGUCUCAGCCGCUGGCGAAACAAGUGGAGUAUGGAGACAUAUCCGAACGCGUGGCUAUUCGCGAGAAGCUCCACUGCAAGCCGUUCAAGUGGUACCUGGAGCAUGUCUACCCUGAGCUUCAGGUCCCGGCUAUGACUGGAGCGACACACGCCAUCCGACAGGGCGUGCGGUGUAUGGACACGAUGGGGCAUCUCGUGGAUGGAACGUUAGGAAUGUACCCCUGCCACAACACAGGCGGCAACCAAGAAUGGCGCUUCGACAACGGCCUCAUCCGCCACCACAGCCUGUGCAUGUCGCUCUCCGCCGAGGACCGCGUCACCGCCGUGCUCGCGGCGUGCGACAUCCACGACGACGCACAGAACUGGAGGAGAGAAGGCUUGCUCAUUAGACAUGCCAAACUUGACGCUUGUCUCGACUCUGACCGACCUGCUUUAUAUUUACAACAUUGUGACGAAGAAAAAUCCAGCCAGCAGUUUACUUUCUAAAAUAGGCAACUUCGAAAGUCGUUCCUGGAAGGCCUAGGAGGCCUAGGAGACAUGAAAAACUAGACGCGUUUCUAGACUGUAAUAGAUUUACUUUGUAUUUACAGCAUCGUGAUAAAGACGGAACCGACUAGCAAUGUAAUUUAACCGUUUUUAGAGGGGCUUUAUCAUCAGAUGCUAUGACGCGUGCUGCGGCUCUGACCGACCAACUAUCUUGAGUACUGUGGGAUCAACCAGCAGUCUUCUUUCUAACGUGCCUAUCGCGAAGACAAUUAAGCACUUCUUUACCAUUUAUGAUGUGGAGACACAUAAAGACUUAUGUUGAACUUGCA